Messenger RNA from Solanum stenotomum, 465 nucleotides. RefSeq names its product salicylic acid-binding protein 2-like. The transcript has 3 exons. The record is from RefSeq and is a predicted model, not a curated record. NCBI's taxonomy places the organism in Eukaryota, Viridiplantae, Streptophyta, Magnoliopsida, Solanales, Solanaceae. Gene Ontology annotation, molecular function: methyl jasmonate esterase activity; methyl indole-3-acetate esterase activity; methyl salicylate esterase activity. Gene Ontology annotation, biological process: jasmonic acid metabolic process; salicylic acid metabolic process. The annotation marks the transcript as partial.
GGACUUGCUAUGGAAAAAUACCCAAAAAAGAUCUUUGCUGCUGUUUUCUUGGCUGCUCUUCUGCCUGAUUCUGCUCACAUGUCCUCCUAUGUUUUGGAUCAGUACUCUGAGAGGACACCAAAAGAGAAUUGGCUUGACACCCAAUUUGUAUCAUAUGGCUCCCCUGAAGAGCCUCUGACAUCCAUGUUUUUUGGGCCCAAGUUCUUGGCUCAACAACUUUAUCAGUUAUGCUCUCCUGAGGAUGUUGCAUUAGCAUCGUCAUUGGUGAGACCAACCUCUCUGUUUAUGGAAGAUCUAUCAAAGGUGAAGUAUUUCACUGACGAAGGGUAUGGAUCAGUGAAGAAAGUUUAUAUAAUCUGCACUGAGGAUAAAGUAUCACCAAAAGAAUUCCAGCAAUGGCAAAUUGACAACAAUGGAACCGUCAUCGAAGCAAAGGAGAUCAAAGGUGCUGAUCAUAUGGCAAUG